CAGCCGGUCCGUGUCAGGUUUUUAUUUUUAUUUUAGUUAUUGCCGGUUACGAUGAAACGACACCGUCUUGUUAAGCGUAACUGUGCAACAGUGCAAGUAUCACCCUCCGCAAAGCCACCGGAGAAUUUGAACCAAUGGCGUUGAGACUGACGACGCUAAAACGCGCCGCUGCUGAUUUCCGGCGUAUAUUAGAAUCCCGAUGCUUCAGUUACGUCGCUGCGAUUUCUCCUCCCUUAGACAGCGCCAUCGAUCGCUCUACCGCUUCGCCGCCGCUUGUUUUACCGGAGUUUUAUAAUUAACAAUCGGAUUCUAUCAUUGAUGAAAAUAACUUCAGAUUCGGUUUCCUGAGUUUCUCUUUCGGUGGAUCCAUGGAGCUAAUGGCUGUGCCCAAGAAGAAGAUUUCUAAACACAAGAGAGGGAUAAGAAAUGGACCAAAGGCCUUUAAACCUACUCCUGUGAUCAUCCGUUGCAGGAGUUGUGGGCGAGUUAAGCUGCCACAUUUCUACUGCUGCAGUGGUGAGCGGGCAAUACCUGAUGAACAAAGCAAUUCAAACAACUGAGCAAGACUUACUAUAUGAAUGAGCAUUGUUGAAUUCGGAUCUCAAGAGAGCGGGAAAUCAUAUGCGGGUUCUAAGUAGAGCACUCAAUGGUUAUGAUGUACAAUGGUUAUGAUGUAGACUUAGAUUCACUCUGUUUUAUUAGUACACAUACUUGGAGCCUUGGAGGUAAUAAACAACUACAUAAGUUUGUACUACAUCUUCGACCAUUUGAAAAUGUUUUGCCGAAGUAAUUUGGAAUGUAUGCAUUUAAAAUGCAGAUUUGAUCGCAAUCAAUUCAAUAGUACAAGACAAAUGAUAUGGCCCC
Messenger RNA from Arabidopsis thaliana (thale cress), 864 nucleotides. Its product is annotated as Ribosomal L32p protein family. Gene Ontology annotation, molecular function: structural constituent of ribosome. Gene Ontology annotation, cellular component: large ribosomal subunit; mitochondrion; plastid. The record is from RefSeq and is marked reviewed. Lineage: Eukaryota; Viridiplantae; Streptophyta; Magnoliopsida; Brassicales; Brassicaceae. Gene Ontology annotation, biological process: translation. The transcript is spliced from 3 exons. Bases 369 to 560 code for a protein of 63 amino acids.